This is a messenger RNA of Geodia barretti, 2535 nucleotides long. Lineage: Eukaryota; Metazoa; Porifera; Demospongiae; Tetractinellida; Geodiidae. The record is from the annotation of a GenBank genome assembly.
AAGCGUAUGUAUGUACGUGUGUGUGGCGGUGUUGGGGAUCGAGUGCUAGAAGGAGUGAAGCCGACGAGAAUGCCUAAGAUCAAGGUACCCAGCAGUGAUCAGAAGGAGCCGCAGGCAAAGAAGAAGCACGUUCGUUUGAAGAACGCCUUCCCGCCCAGUACCAAAGAGAGACGUUCGGUUGCCAGGGCCCAGAAGCUGGCUAAACAAAAUCUCUCCGCUGCUCCGAGGAAGGCUGCCCCCAGCUUUCAGGAAGCCUUCGGCUCUUCUGACGACGAGUGCUCGACUUUCGCCGGGUUUGAGGACGUGAGGCACGAUCUGCUGCGUCUGGAGGACUUUCUUCAGCAGAGAAAAGCCUCGAAUGGGGCCUCGGGCGCCGCAAAUGAAGACGGUGCGGAAUCUAUGGAUGCUGGAGAGCCGAGGGCGGAGGACUCGGAGAGCGACACCGACGACUGGGUACCUGAAGAGAGAGAGCUACCAGUCUCCAGUGGAGGAUUUAGUUGUACAGACACCAAGACAGCUGGGGAGGUGGAGUUUGCUGAAGAAGGAGAGCCUCUGAAACUGAGCGAGGAGGACCAGUCCACCUCAGAGCCUCUCAGAACUCCCUCUCAGUCGUCCACUGUGAUCGUGAGGCAGUCCCAGCGAGCUCGAGUCCCGUCCAAGAAGACAGCUCCUCAGCUGGCGAUGGAGAAAGAGAGGGCGUCGUCCCCCGGGGGGCCCCAGCCCCCCCGAAAGAGGGGGGUUCGUUGCAUGGAGUGCCCCGCCUGCCUGCGGACCGAAGAUUGUGGCUCCUGCGUCUUCUGCAAAGACAAGCCAAAGUUUGGGGGACCCGGGGUGAAGAAGCAGGCCUGCGUCCAUCGUAAGUGUCUGAAUCUGGUGAGAGAUCCAAGCGCCAUUCUGCAGACCAAGUCUCUCAGAAAGACUCCACGCUCAGAAGGAGCCACUGACUCCACCCCCCAACAGGCCAGCCCAUUGAGACCGCGACGGUUCACCCUCGGUCCCACCCGGGGUGGGGGGCGAAAGAGAGACCACGACGGUCUCUCGGUCCAUCUACAGUGGCCGUGGAACCCGGACAUCACUGGGGUCCCAGUCUAUUCCACCAGCAGUGGUACGGAAUCGGGACGCACUCUGAACCUCUGCAAGACCUGUGGAAGUGCAGGCAACGUUGAGAUGGUGACUUGUGUGGUAUGUUGCCAGAUGUUUCACACGUUUUGUGCGGGUGGAGCCUCGUUGCCAUUGGCAACCAAGAAUCUCUACACCUGCUCCUUGUGUGUGACGUGUGACGUGUGUGGAGAAGGAGAUAAUUGUGUCACCUGCACGUCAUGUGACCGGUGGUUCCACAAGGCCUGUAUGAGUGAGCACCGGUCUUACGUUGGUGGGCGUGGCACCUGGAGGUGCGUGGCUGUACCCACUGUGUCUCCUGUAGAAGUACCACCCCCGGAGAGUGUCCAGAGUCGAUGUGGUACGAGGAUUUCAUGUACUGUAAGACGUGCUACGACCUGAAGCAGAAGGGGAACUUCUGUCCCCUGUGUCUGCAGUGCUACCAGGACUCGGACUUCUCGUUCCAGAUGGUGCAGUGCGGAAGAUGUGAGUUCUGGAUCCACGCCGCUUGCGAAGACAUGUCAGAUGACCAGUAUGAGGUGCUGUCUGAUCUGCCUGAAGAGGCGGUUGUGUUCCACUGCCGUCAGUGCCGAGAGAGGAGAGAGAGGGGGAAGAGGGUGGAGGGAGGAGAGAGGGAGCUGACGUGGAGAGACGCAGUCAAUAGAUCCAUGAGAGAAGCCUUCUCAAAGGUGCUGGAGGCCAUACAUCCGCCUGUCCACACCUCUCUCUUCUCUGACCUCAACAACCUCCGUAGAGAGAUGGACCGCCGAGAGUGGAGCUCUGUGUCUUCGUUUGCGGAGGAGGUGAAGGAAUCCAUUGAGAGAUGUGUUCAAACUCACAAACCACAGUCUCCAGAAGCUGAAGCUGCACACUCUAUGGGCUCCACUGUUACAAAGGAGUUGAUAAGGUGUUUCCCCUGGUAUGCCCUGGAGUGUGGGGAGACGUGGAGGAAGGAGAGGGAGGUGAGGGUGGUGAGGAGGUGAAGAUGGAGACGAGUGUGAGUUGUGAUAGUGACGCAGUGACCCAGCCCCCUCCCCCAGAGUCCGCAGCCAUUCCUGCAACGCCAUUGGAGCCUUGUCGUUGGCCGGAGAGCUUGUUGCACGACCACGCCUACCUCCCUCCCUCCCACGUGACACCAGUCACACCAUCCUCACCACUCCACCGUCACACCUCCACACGUCCACCAGUGGCCGACAACAAGGUCGGAGAUUCUCGGAGUAAACUUACCCCGAAAUUGAAGUCGGAGCCGAUGGAAUUGGGGGAGAGUACUCCGACUCCGCCGGAGGGAGUGACAGACUUCAGGAGAUGUGCUCUGUGCAGUGUAACUGGAGAUGCACCCUCCAUUGGGGCGGGGCGACUCCUCCCCUGUGGUGUCGGAGAGUGGGUCCACGUGAACUGUGCCGUCUGGAGUGCAGAGGUCUACGAAGAGUGCUCCGG